Diaporthe batatas is the source of this 1260-nucleotide messenger RNA. RefSeq lists its product as uncharacterized. The transcript has a single exon. The coding region runs from base 1 to 1260 and encodes 419 amino acids. Gene Ontology annotation, molecular function: iron ion binding; oxidoreductase activity, acting on paired donors, with incorporation or reduction of molecular oxygen; monooxygenase activity. The record is from RefSeq and is a predicted model, not a curated record. Lineage: Eukaryota; Fungi; Ascomycota; Sordariomycetes; Diaporthales; Diaporthaceae.
AUGGUUCAUCGAGCACCAAGCACGUUCACGGCGACAGACAAGAAACUGCAUGCGCAGAAGCGUCGAACCCUCAGCCAGGGGUUCUCCGCGGCAGCCAUCCAAGGUUUUGAAGAAAGAAUUCUAGAGCGCGUCAGGGCAUUGGCGGACCAACUGGCCCCGAAACGAUCUCCGGAGUCGAGAAUGGACAACGAGUGGUCGUCUGUGCAAGACAUGUCGAAGUGGGCAAGCUAUCUUGCUAUAGAUGUCAUCCUCGGCAUCAUCUUCGGUCAAGGCGUGAAUUUGAUACAAUCGCCGGACUACAGAUUCGUAACGCAGUGCAUAGAAGAUUGCAACAUCCGCACGGGUGUCCUGUUCCAAGCUAGGGAGCUGACAACUCGUCGCUUUGACCGAUGGCUGUUCAAAGGAUCGAUCAGCUCUCGUAACAGAUUCAUCCCCUUCAUCAGCACCCUCUUAAAGGCUCGAAUGCAGUCUCUCGACGUCAAGCAGAACGACAUAUUCUCCAUCCUGCUCGACCCCAAAGGAACAGGAACUGAUGAAAGGAGCCAGAACACUCCAAGCAAGUCUGAACUAGGUGGAGAGUGCACAACUCUGUUGAUGGCAGGAUCGGAGACCACGUCGACAGCGAUCUCAGCGACGUUGUUCUACAUGAUGAGAAAUCCAGAAGUCUACCGAAAGGCUGCCAAGGAAGUCAGAGAGCAGUUCUCGAACUGCGACUCCAAUAUCCGCCUGGGAACUACACUCAAUUCGUGCACAUACCUUCGCGCAUGUUUAGAUGAGAGCCUGCGGCUGUCGCCGCCGGCUGCGAGCGCCCAGUGGCGAGGCGUACUCACCGAUGUGGUUGUCGACGGGCAGCUGAUCCCAGCCGGAUGCGAUGUGGGCACCUCACUCUAUUCAAUUCAGCGUCAUCCAGCCUAUUUUGAACAACCGGCUGUCUUCCGGCCGGAACGCUGGACGGAGAGCAACGACAUCUCGGCCUCUGAGAGGGCUCAGAGCGCCUUCUCUCCCUUUCUGCUUGGUCCCAGAAGCUGUGUUGCUAAGCCGCUGGCUGUUACGGAAGCAAUGUUGACGCUGGCCACAUUGCUAUGUCGCUUUGACCUGAAGUUAGCCGAAGGGCAGGACGGCGAGGUCGGCUGCGGUGGACGCCCCGGCGCAGUGUAUGGAAGGCAGAACAAGGAUGAGUAUCAGCUUUGGGAACAUGUUGCUGCUGUCAAAUAUGGUCCUCUGAUCCAAUUUAGGGAGCGCACAGAGACUAAGUUCUAA